Molecule: messenger RNA, 1586 nt
Organism: Solanum stenotomum
Lineage: Eukaryota; Viridiplantae; Streptophyta; Magnoliopsida; Solanales; Solanaceae
Product: probable glycerol-3-phosphate dehydrogenase [NAD(+)] 1, cytosolic
Exons: 5
Coding region: 11-1405 (464 amino acids)
Biological process (GO): glycerol-3-phosphate catabolic process; carbohydrate metabolic process
Cellular component (GO): cytosol; glycerol-3-phosphate dehydrogenase (FAD) complex
Molecular function (GO): NAD binding; glycerol-3-phosphate dehydrogenase [NAD(P)+] activity
Source: RefSeq, a predicted model, not a curated record
UUGAAAGAAAAUGGUUGGUAGUAUUGAAGUGAAAAGUGGUAAUAGUGUGUACUCAAAUGGGAGUGUACACAACCACAAUGGUCCAGAGGAGAAACUUGAUGAGCUUAGGCAUAUUCUUGGUAAAUCUGAUGGUGAUUUGUUGAGGAUAGUUUGUGUUGGAGCUGGUGCUUGGGGCAGUGUUUUUGCAGCUUUGUUGCAAGAUAGUUAUGGUCAAUUUCGCGAUAAGGUUCAAAUUAGGAUAUGGAGAAGGUCAGGGAGGGCUGUUGAUAGAGCCACAGCAGAACAUUUAUUUGAAGUGAUCAAUUCAAGGGAGGAUGUGUUGAGGAGGUUGAUAAGGAGAUGUGCAUAUCUCAAAUACGUCGAGGCUAGAUUAGGCGAUCGGACAUUGUAUGCUGAUGAAAUCUUGAAAGAUGGUUUCUGCUUAAACAUGAUUGAUACACCAUUUUGUCCAUUGAAAGUUGUGACCAACUUGCAAGAAGCUGUGUGGGAUGCUGAUCUUGUGAUUAACGGAUUGCCCUCGACUGAAACACGCGAAGUCUUUAAGGAGAUCAGCAAGUAUUGGAAGGAAAGAUUAACUGUACCGAUCAUCAUUUCAUUGGCAAAGGGUAUAGAGGCUGAACUAGAUCCAGUUCCUCAUAUUAUUACUCCUACACAGAUGAUUAAUCGGGCAACUGGAGUACCAGUUGAGAAUAUCCUUUAUCUUGGUGGACCAAAUAUUGCAUCGGAGAUUUACAACAAAGAAUAUGCUAAUGCUAGGAUUUGUGGAUCAGAAAAAUGGAGAAAACCACUUGCAAAGUUCCUAAGGCAACCUCAUUUUAUUGUAUGGGACAACAGCGACCUUGUAACUCACGAAGUCAUGGGAGGUUUGAAGAACGUCUACGCCAUUGGAGCUGGGAUGGUAGCUGCACUAACAAAUGAGAGUGCUACCAGCAAAUCAGUAUAUUUUGCACAUUGUACAUCAGAGAUGAUAUUCAUCACGUAUUUACUGACUGAAGAACCAGAAAGGCUUGCAGGGCCUCUUCUAGCUGAUACAUAUGUUACAUUGUUGAAAGGUCGUAACUCCUGGUAUGGUCAAAUGAUAGCUAAGGGAGAACUGAGUCUCGAUAUGGGUGAUAGCAUUAGUGGCAAAGGAACAAUCCAGGGAGUUUCUGCUGUCGAAGCAUUCUAUGAACUUCUAAGUCAGUCAAGUUUGAAUGUGUUACAUCCCGGAGAUAAUAAGCCGGUUGCCCCAGUUGAGCUGUGCCCCAUCUUGAAGACUUUAUACAGGAUACUCAUAAAAAGAGAACAAGGGCCAAUGGCUAUUCUUCAGGCACUGAGGGAUGAAAACUUGAACGAUCCGCGCGAUCGGAUUGAGAUUGCACAAAGCCAUGCUUUUUACAGGCCUUCACUUCUUGGACAACCUUGAUCAACAAUUUAUGCACAACAUUUUUAGUAUUUAAAACAAUGAAUAAGUGUAUAGAGUGAUUCAAAUUGGAUGGAUUGUUUUAUGUGGUGAAGAAAACAUACAUUUCAUACUCAAAUUUGUAUUGAUGAACAUGCUUAACAUAUGGUCCUAUUUUCUUGAUAUUCAUUUGAACUUGAAGCCU